Molecule: messenger RNA, 1740 nt
Organism: Colletotrichum truncatum
Lineage: Eukaryota; Fungi; Ascomycota; Sordariomycetes; Glomerellales; Glomerellaceae
Product: gag protein
Source: RefSeq, a predicted model, not a curated record
AUGGAGCGGCCGAAGCGCCCCGAAAUAUACGAUCACCCCAAGACCGGCAAAGCCGAAGUGCUAAACGAAGACGCCGACUACGAAACGCGCGCACAAGCGCUGGAGGAGCUCUCGGCAGCCAAUCUCGCCCUGUAUAAGGAACGUCGGUCUGAAUAUAUGGAGCGCUCCAAGACCCAUGAAGCGUUCCUGAAAGGGAUUCGCGUGCUCGAAGACUGGGUCCGAGAUACAGUCAGCACCUCUCUCCUCAAGAGCUGCUGUACCGCGGACCGCGCACUGGACCGCUGGGUCUACGCGUUGAAGGAACGCGUAGGGAUAACCACUCAAUCAAUCCACGAAGCAGCAGCGGCGGGCGUCCCGGGUACCGAGCUCCCCAGUAUAUGGUUCCCGGAAUUCACCUACGCCGUGAGCCAUAGCUACGCCGAUACAUGGAUCUUCUCAUACCAGACCGUCAAGGACGAACGCGUCGAAAGCGAGAAACUGAGCGUUGGAGAAGUCCUGUCAGACGCGCGGCGGUUCCUACAAACAACCUCUCAACACAACCCGAAGAAGCAGGCCGGACGCGGAGCGUUUGGUCCUACCACAGAAGCCACUUCAAGAAACGAAGAGGAAGGGGAACGAACUUCCCCCGCGCGCCUAACGGUACUAAUGAGAAGCAGCCGGGGAUCUCGAGGAAACACGCGCUCCAGAGGAGGAGCUCGCAGAGACCGGUUGCGGAAGAGAAGCGAUGGGGAGAGCGAGGGCAACCGGCUGUGCCCUGCGUGCCUGAAACCUCACCCGCUCUCGAAGUGCUGGCUCGUCAACGAACGGGAGCGCCCUGAGUGGUACGAGCCGAGUAGAGAGCUUCUCGCGAACCUCGACGAGCGGAUGAGAAAAGACGAAACGCUCGCAAACCGUGUCAGGAAGCACGCCGAUCCCGGUGAGCCUGCCCUGGAAGCAGCAGAAGCGCUCGGGCACCAUAACGCUGAAGCGGACGCGCCUAAGCAAGUGGAAGGGCAAUACACGGGAGCGCGGUUUGAGCCCUUUCCGACGCCGGAGGCGUCGCCUCCCACAUCCUUUCUCGCGGUGCUCACCGAGCUCGACGUGAGGGGGUGGGGAGAAGAGCAUACGCGGGAUAUCCCCGCUACGAAGCCCAUCUAUAAGAAGGUCACACCACGGACGUCGUACAAAGCCGCUUUUCUAGCUGGAACGACGCUUCACAAACAAAACCCUAGACGUCAAGACGGCCCACGAAGGGAUCGCGUUGUGCCUGGCCAGCCGCGCGCCCCUGAGAGGGUUUCCGAGGCAACCUUCACCGUGAAAUCCGGGAAUGACGGCGCGGAUGAAGGCCCUUUGGAAGACCAAGUUACAGGUCAGCAAGAGGCAAGUGAAUCCCAGGAAGGUUGCUCCGUGGUAGAAGCGUUUGAGACAAGUGAGCCCAGCUCCCACAGAGACCGGAGCCAGACGCUCGCAGAAGAGACGAAGGAUCUCAGAGCGCGCGGUAACCGGGAUAUGGUGACUGCGUUGGCGCCGACCAAGCUCCGCUCCCGCGUGGAAGCGCAAGGCCGAAAGAAAGGCGCCUACUGGAGGGAUCUGGCCCCUUUGCCAACGUCUCACGAUCAGUUGCAACAGCUCCUGAAGCGGAAUCGGAGACGCGAAUUAGAAGAAGACGAAGAAGCGUGGGCCAAGAGAGCCGCGCAGGAAGACGUCUGGGCGGUCGAAGACCACGAGAAGCGCGCUCCGAGUGCCACGGGAAGCUCGUGA